CGUCGCCGUCUCCGGGGCCCGCGCCGGCCGGCGGGGCGGCCCCGCGCGCGUCGCACCAUGGACUCGGACGAGGGCUACAACUACGAGUUCGACGAGGACGAGGAGUGCAGCGAGGAGGACAGCGGCGCCGAGGAGGAGGAGGACGACGACGACGACGAGCCGGACGACGACAACCUGGACCUGGGCGAGGUGGAGCUGGUGGAGCCCGGGCUGGGCGUCGGCGGCGAGCGGGACGGGCUGCUGUGCGGGGAGACGGGCGGCGGCGGCGGCGGCAGCGCGCUGGGGCCCGGCGGCGGCGGCGGCGGCGUUGGCGUUGGCGGCGUUGGCGGCGGCGGCGGCGGGCCGGGCCACGAGCAGGACGAGGACUACCGCUACGAGGUGCUCACGGCCGAGCAGAUCCUGCAGCACAUGGUGGAAUGCAUCCGGGAGGUCAACGAGGUCAUCCAGAAUCCAGCAACUAUUACAAGAAUACUCCUUAGCCACUUCAAUUGGGAUAAAGAGAAGCUAAUGGAAAGGUACUUUGAUGGAAACCUGGAGAAGCUCUUUGCUGAAUGUCAUGUAAUUAAUCCAAGUAAAAAGUCUCGAACACGCCAGAUGAAUACAAGGUCAUCAGCACAGGAUAUGCCUUGUCAGAUCUGCUACUUGAACUACCCUAACUCGUAUUUCACUGGCCUUGAAUGUGGACAUAAGUUUUGUAUGCAGUGCUGGAGCGAAUAUUUAACUACCAAAAUUAUGGAGGAAGGCAUGGGACAGACUAUCUCAUGCCCUGCUCAUGGUUGUGAUAUCUUAGUGGAUGACAACACAGUUAUGCGCCUGAUCACAGAUUCAAAAGUUAAGUUAAAGUAUCAACACUUAAUAACAAAUAGCUUUGUAGAGUGCAAUCGACUGUUAAAGUGGUGUCCUGCCCCAGAUUGCCACCAUGUUGUUAAAGUCCAAUACCCUGAUGCUAAACCUGUUCGCUGCAAAUGUGGGCGUCAGUUUUGCUUUAACUGUGGAGAAAAUUGGCAUGAUCCUGUUAAAUGUAAGUGGUUGAAGAAGUGGAUUAAAAAGUGUGAUGAUGACAGUGAAACCUCCAAUUGGAUUGCAGCCAACACAAAGGAAUGUCCCAAAUGCCAUGUCACAAUUGAGAAGGAUGGCGGUUGUAAUCACAUGGUCUGUCGUAACCAGAACUGUAAAGCAGAGUUUUGCUGGGUGUGUCUUGGCCCUUGGGAACCACAUGGAUCUGCCUGGUACAACUGUAAUCGCUAUAAUGAGGAUGAUGCAAAGGCAGCACGAGAUGCACAAGAGCGGUCUAGGGCAGCCCUGCAGAGAUACCUGUUCUACUGUAAUCGCUAUAUGAACCACAUGCAGAGUCUACGCUUUGAGCACAAACUGUAUGCUCAGGUGAAGCAGAAAAUGGAGGAGAUGCAGCAGCACAACAUGUCCUGGAUUGAGGUGCAGUUUCUGAAGAAAGCAGUGGAUGUACUCUGCCAGUGUCGUGCCACACUCAUGUACACUUAUGUCUUCGCUUUCUACCUCAAAAAGAAUAACCAGUCCAUUAUCUUUGAGAAUAACCAAGCAGAUCUAGAGAAUGCCACAGAGGUGCUUUCGGGCUACCUUGAACGAGAUAUAUCCCAAGAUUCUCUGCAGGAUAUAAAACAGAAAGUACAAGAUAAGUACAGAUACUGUGAGAGUCGACGAAGGGUUUUGUUACAGCAUGUGCAUGAAGGCUAUGAAAAAGAUCUGUGGGAGUACAUUGAGGACUGAGAAUGGCCCCUGCAUAAAAUGAACUCUGAAACCUUUACCAUCUAGAGUGCUCAUGCAAUUAAAGCAAACAAAACAAAACAAACACAAACAGGAGGCCCUAAGCCUAUUCUGACACCGCUGGUCUGUAGUACCAGAAUUCUGUUUUGUUAACGGAAAGUUUAAGUAAAUUAUAUUGUAAUAAAAAAAAAAGGUAGAUAAACCAUUGUACAACAGUAUUCUAGGCCGCCAACAGAAGUGUGACAGACACACUUAAAAGCCCUCCAACUUUAACUUGUAACGUAGCUUCAUUCUCAAAGCUGACUCCUUUUUUCUUUUUCUGUUUCCUGAAUGUAGUACAGUUAAGAUUUGAAACAGCUCCUUGACACUGCUUUUCAUGUCCAAACCAGCCAUUUUGUUGUACUUUGGUAAAAAUCUCUUCCCCUUCCUUCCCUACACAUACAAAUCCACCCCUACAUACAAACUGACACUUUCUCUCAUACCCCAUGGUCAUGAGUGAAUGAUGAUAGUUCCUUGUAAAGAAAAUUCUUGGGGUGGGAAGUGGGGUAGACAGUAAGAGGAUUAAACAAACAAAAAUUCUUUGUAUAUGACUUUUAAACAAGAAGACAACACAGUAUUUUUCAAAAUUGUAUAUAGCGCAUAUGCAUGGACAAAGCAAGCGUGGCACGUGUUUGCAUAAUGUUUAAUUACAAAAAAAAUAUUUAUUCUUUAAAAAUCUUCAAGAUUA
Messenger RNA from Sorex fumeus (smoky shrew), 2470 nucleotides. RefSeq names its product ariadne RBR E3 ubiquitin protein ligase 1 (gene ARIH1). Gene Ontology annotation, biological process: positive regulation of proteasomal ubiquitin-dependent protein catabolic process; protein polyubiquitination; ubiquitin-dependent protein catabolic process. The record is from RefSeq and is a predicted model, not a curated record. The coding region runs from base 58 to 1746 and encodes 562 amino acids. Gene Ontology annotation, molecular function: ubiquitin conjugating enzyme binding; ubiquitin protein ligase activity; zinc ion binding. The transcript is spliced from 14 exons. Gene Ontology annotation, cellular component: nucleus; ubiquitin ligase complex; cytoplasm. NCBI's taxonomy places the organism in Eukaryota, Metazoa, Chordata, Mammalia, Eulipotyphla, Soricidae.